AUGGAUAAGACCACCGCCGGGUUCACGCUCCAAGCAGAACCGGGCACCGAUAUAUGGAAGAAGCCCCCGAGCACCAACAUUUGGAACGCACCCAUUAGCCGAACCUCCUCAGGCCUCCUGACAAAGUUCAAGUCCGCGCGCGUCACCUUCUGGGCCGACUGGACCGAGCGCUACGACCAAGCCGGCAUGCUCCUCGUGCCCAAGCGCGUCUCCUCCACCUCGUCCCCCACCCCGCCCGAGAAGUGGAUCAAGACCGGCAUCGAGUUCUACCAAGGCGCGCCACACCUCAGCACCGUGGCCUGCGACCGGUACGCGGACUGGAGCAUCAGCGCGCUGAGCCGGCCCGUCGACCCGGCGCGCGGCGUCACGCUCGAGGCCGUGCGCGAGAGCGACGAGAACGGGAGGAGCAUCUGGGUUUACCAGGUCGUGCUGGAUGAGAAGGGCGAGAGGGAGGUGGAGCGCAUCCCGCUGCGGGAGAUCUGCUGGGUACUUGCGGACGAGGAUGAGGACGCGGGUGAGGGCUGGGUGCUGGAUGUUAGUCCGCUGGUGGCGCGGCCGGCGAAGGGCGCGAGGGAGCCGUUGAGUGUGAGUUUUAAGGAGUUCGGGGUUGAGUGGUUGGCUUGA
Anthostomella pinea is the source of this 624-nucleotide messenger RNA. Lineage: Eukaryota; Fungi; Ascomycota; Sordariomycetes; Xylariales; Xylariaceae. The record is from the annotation of a GenBank genome assembly.